AGUGACGGAAGUGAUGCUGUCGGCUCAGAGAAGUAACCUUACCCCUAUAAACUUCGGUUUCACUUUUGCAGCCAUGUCAGUGUUGUUUUCGUUAACGAAAGCAUAUGUUAACGCCACAAACCGUAUGAAUACAACCAGCUGGCAAGAUACCCGUCGAGCCGCAACUGUCUGAGUGCCAAGCAGGAGAGAAGCUUGGUGGAGGAGGAUGGAUGGAGUCAGCUGGGGCACCACACGGGCCCCGGAGUCGUUUAGCCGCUCCCGGACAGCAGCAGACACACUCUCCAGGCUCGCCAGCUUUAUUGCACGGGCUGACAUAAAACAGCACCCACAAAACAAGAGGCCACCACCGGACCAAUUGUCCACAUAUGUUUGUCAAGAAUGUGGUAAGAGCUUCCCUCAUGAGACAGAACUGUUGCAUCACCAGGAAUUAAAACAUGCAUUACCCAAGCCUCACCGGUGUCUAUCUUGUGGGCAGGAGUUCUCCCUGAGGUCGUCCUUACAGCUACAUAAGUGCAAUCAUGAAGUUUCCCCGUGUGAGCUUUGUCAUGGAGAGUCACAGCUGGGCUCUCCGUGCCCUGUAUGUACGACUCACACCUCAGAUCCUAGCAGGCUGCAGGACAAGUCACCUCACCGCCAGCCUCAACUUCUGGAUGGUAGCCCUUAUGCAUGUGCCCCGUGUGGGAGAGGGUUCAGUCAGAAGCAGGCUCUGCUGCACCAUCAGCAAACUGGUUGUAGUGAACCACCAUCCACAUCAGAUUUAGUUGAUGCAAGUAGCCUUCCAGAUGAUUCUCCACCAGUUUCUGACGGAGACUCGACCUGCUCUGAUUCUUCAGACACCCCAGGGCCCAGCAGCAGAGCUGUCAACGUGUGCCAAUUCUGUUUGAAAAUGUUCCGCACAGAGGCUGGACUGCAACGCCAUAAACAGACCAACCAUGCAGAGGAGCGACUGAUGGCCCCACAGGGACAAAAGACCAAAGGAAGGAAAAGAGGAAAUGCCAAAUUGCCAAAAUCCAAUCAGAAGAUUCUGAACUGUCGCUCUUGCGACAUGGUUUUCAUGAGCACCUCUCAGCUGUACGUGCACAGAAAAGAGAAGCACAGCAGAGAUAAAAAUAUGAGUAAACCAAGGGCAGUCAGUACGCGCAGGAGAGUAAUCACGUAUCCAUGUCAGGUCUGCGGCAAAGUCUUGGUCCAUCAUUUGCAACUUAGGGCACAUUACAGACAGCACCCAGCUUCAAGCUUCACCACAAUCGAAAACAAAACCCAGCCUGUAGUAUGUACUACCAAAGACUCUGAGUUAUCAGAAAACAGACCAAAUACACUAAAAACCAGCAUAGCAGAAAACAAGACUGUUAAGGCUGGUCGAGGGAGGCCCAGGAAAGUGGCCAAAUUAGAGAACAAGGUUACUGAUCCAGGGAGACGCACAGAAGUGCCUGAGAAGGAGGAACUGGAGAGAGAGUUCCCAUGCCCCUCCUGUGCAGAGGUUUUCUCUCUGCAGUCACAGCUGAGGGAGCAUGUGGAGCUCCACCAGUCCUCCCUGAAGAGGAGACCGUGCAGUGUGUGCACAAACGAGAUGGACACCUGUAAAUGGCCGGGCUCAAAGAGGCAGAGGCUGUACCACUGUGUGCCCUGCCAGCAGGGUUUCUCUGCACUGGACUCUUUCCUAGAACACUGUCAGGAGCAUCUGCGAGUCAGGGUGGAGGAGGACUGCAUCACAGAGGGCUGCACACAUUGGGCCAGCAAAGCCUGAGAUCCAGUUUGAAUGUCAUUGGCCAUUGCCUUUUUUGCCUUGAAGGGUCAGAGAGCGAAGAGUGUCUAAAUCUCUAUGAAAUUCUUGUUGAUUUACCAGUUCAUUAAUUCAGCAUCCAGAACAUCUUGUUUUUAUACCUACGAUCUCGUUUUAAUGUUAUCCAUCCCAACAUGUCGAGGAUGAAUCGCUAUAGGAACAUACCAGGCUUUUUGCAUAUUUUACUUUUAGCCCUUUUACUAUAAAUCGCAUAUACUUUACUGCCAACUUUUCUAAAGUAUCAAUUUGUAUGAUAUCAAUUACAGUGAACAUUUAGUUAACCCUGAAUGAUAAUGCAGAUGAAAACAAAACAUUUUAGUGUGUUCAUGUGCUUAUGGGACGUUCCACCGUCUCAGAUUUGACUCACUUGCAGUGCAGCAUUGCAUUUACAAGCCAUGUUGUGAAAUUAAACAAAUGUGGGCAUUGCAAGAAAGACUGGGUAUCCCACAACCACUAAUAAUGAACACUUUUCAAAUUCAUAAUCAUUUCAGCUUUAUUACAACAUAAAGACAACACCAUUUUGACUAAACAUAAAGCCAAUCCACUGUGAUGGAUUACCUCUGUCUAGCCAGUCUGCAAGUUGAUUUUUGGACUUUAAUGUGAUACAUUACCUGAUACAGUUGUUUCCCUAAAACAUUGUGUUUUUGGGAAAUGAGGCUCUCUGCACAACCAUGGUACGUUGUUGGCAAAGCACUGCCACAGAUAUCUUGUUUGCUAGAGUCUAUUUUUACACUAGACCUCUGGAGUGCUUUUAGCUAAGUAAGGUUCUAAUGCUGUUAUUUAGUUAUUUUUCUUACAAUUUUGGCAAUUAGUGGGAACCCUGGUGUCACUUGCUGGAUUGUAGCACUAGAUGUACAUGUAGUGCUUUGCUCAAGACUGCAAAGUAUUUGCAAGUGCUGUGAAAUCACAAAGUAUGAAUCCGUGAACACAAUUUGAAUGGCUGUCAUUUCAUUACUUCCUGUUUUUUUAGCUGCCAUGUACUUUGGUGAUAUUAUCUAGCUAUGCAAACAGGUGAACUGAUGUAGCCCGUCAGUAGGUCUGUGAUGCUUGAUAAGUGUGCUUUGGUGAAUGAACAAUGAUCAACAUGAGGGUUUUUUGUCUCUUUUUUUUUCUUAUGGGGGUUUCUGCUACUGUUUUCAAAGUACUACUGUGGAAAUGUAGAGAUUGAUUUAAUAGGUUUUGAAGCUUCUACUUUUCGAAGUCUUGUAAAUUAGUUUGACUCUUUAUAGAUAACGUUUAAAAAAAAAAAAAAUUAAAACAAUUAUCAUGAUG
Cottoperca gobio is the source of this 3055-nucleotide messenger RNA. Its product is annotated as oocyte zinc finger protein XlCOF22. Gene Ontology annotation, cellular component: nucleus. The transcript has 2 exons. Gene Ontology annotation, biological process: regulation of transcription by RNA polymerase II. NCBI's taxonomy places the organism in Eukaryota, Metazoa, Chordata, Actinopteri, Perciformes, Bovichtidae. The coding region runs from base 206 to 1747 and encodes 513 amino acids. Gene Ontology annotation, molecular function: RNA polymerase II transcription regulatory region sequence-specific DNA binding; DNA-binding transcription factor activity, RNA polymerase II-specific. The record is from RefSeq and is a predicted model, not a curated record.